UGAAGAUGGCUGGGAGUGGGAAGGGGUGUGAGAGGUGCAGUGAGUGGCAAGAGCACUACUACUGGGAGCACAUGGAUGUGAACAAGAUCAGGUUCUUCAAGCUCAUGACAGGAGAUUUCCAGCAGAGCAUUUGCAUACCGGACAAGUUUGCGAGCAAUUUCAUCAGGCAGAUGGAUAUCACAGAGGGACUCCACCUGAAAGCGCCAAGCGGCGAAACAUGGCGUGUGGGUGUCAGCAAGGUUGCUGAUGAGCUAUUCUUGGGGUCAGGGUGGGGAGAUUUUGCCAAGGCUCAUGAACUGCAGGAGAAUGACCUCCUGCUCUUCACAUGCAGUGGAAGAUCUUCCUUUGAGGUCCUGAUCUUCGAUGCAACUGGCUGUGAGAAACUGUCUCCCCUCUUCACCGGCAGAAUGUGCAAACAUUUUGACGAUAUUGUGAUGGGUCAGCAGAUUGAGAAAUACUCUCUGACUGUCGAUGAUGAUUCUGAUGAUGAUACCAGUGUGCCGUCUCAGUUGGUUGGCUCCCCUCACAGGGCCUCCACAUCAAAGAAAUACAGUGUCAAGAGCAAAUCAAGUAAACAUCUUCCUGAAUCACCAAGCAGCCGCAGCAGCUCUGAUGCUAAGCUUGAGUCAACUGAGGAAGAGGAGUGUGACCAUGAAAUGCACGAUGAACCCGAUUUCUACUACUCGAGGGCUUUAGAACAGCUAGAUGGCGACCAAAGACGGGAAAUAAUUGGGCUGGCUUCAACUGAACCGGGCAAUCCUGCAUUCGUGUCCGUUCUGCAGAGGACCCAUCUCCAACAAAAGAACAACUUUCUGAUCGUCCCCUGUAAAUUUGCUGCUGAUCACCUUCAGAGGAGGCCUCCUGACGUCCUGCUUUUCAGGCCGAGCAUAGCAGAGAAGUGGCGUGUCAGGUACUAUCAAUCCAGCCACACCAGAGGCUUCAACUGCCAACGCUGGGUUAAAUUUGUUAGGGACAACAGGCUGCGCGAGGGAGACGUCUGCAUCUUCGAGCUGAUCAAAGGAGCGAAGAAGAAGAACAAGGUGGUAACGAUGGCUGUUCAUAUCGCCCGGAGGAGGAAGAAAGACGGCCGGUUUGUCAAAGUGGGAUAACUUUUAAGCCCCUGCACACGCUUAACCCUUUCUCCUACAUUUUGGUAAGCAAUAUGUGUCUGGAACUCUGGACGUGCCAGUGCAAACUAAACCUGUAGUACCUGGUGUUGCAUCGCAGGCAGCUGCGUGAAAUUUUAAGCUCCUGCACACCCGUUCUCCUACAUUUUGGUAAGCAUAGUGUGUAUGGAUGUGCAACUGGAAACUGAACCUGUAGCAUUUUGUACCCUAGUUCAAGUUAGGUAUGCUGGCAAUCCCUUGUAUGACACUACUAUUUCCGUGUUCCUUAUUUGCCGUUGUGUCGGCCAGACCCGCCUUUGUCAGUGACACAGCUAGGGAUAGGAAAAAUCCCCGUUGCAUAUAAGGAAUUUAGUUGGAUUCUUGAA
Lolium perenne is the source of this 1492-nucleotide messenger RNA. RefSeq names its product B3 domain-containing protein Os12g0592300. Gene Ontology annotation, molecular function: DNA binding. The record is from RefSeq and is a predicted model, not a curated record. NCBI's taxonomy places the organism in Eukaryota, Viridiplantae, Streptophyta, Magnoliopsida, Poales, Poaceae.